CUCUUCUGCUAUGUGAUGCCUUCUGCCAUGUAUAAUGCAGCAAGAAUGUCUUUGCCCAAUGACAGUAACUUGAUAUUGGACUUCCCAGUUGCCAGAACUGCUACAGAAACACUAUUUAGAAUGGGUGUGGCAAGAGGAGCCAUCACAACAUUAAGAAAUGGAGAAGUCCUUUUGUUCUGCAUAACAGCAGCCAUGUACAUGUUCUUUUUCAGGUGCAAAGAUGGUUUGAAAGGAUUUACGUUUUCUGCACUUAGGUUCAUUGUAGGCAAGGAAGAAAUUCCCACACAUUCUUAUUCACCAGAGGCAGCAUAUGCAAAAGUGGAACAAAAGAGAGAGAAACAUGAGGAAAAACCAAGAAGAAUGAAUAUAAUUUCUCUAGUUAGGAAACUUGUGAAUUUAAUAUGCAAGCAUGGACCAAGGCAUAGAUGUUGUAAACACUAUGAAGAUAAUUGUAUCUCUUAUUGCAUUAAAGGUUUCAUCAGAAUGUUUAGCGUGGGAUACUUGAUCCAGUGUUGCCUGCGAAUUCCCUCUGCAUUUAGGCAUCUGUUUACAAAGCCAUCCCGGCUACUUUCUCUCUUCUACAAUAAAGAAAACUUCCAGCUUGGAGCUUUUCUUGGUUCUUUUGUUAGUAUAUACAAGGGUACUAGUUGCUUUCUGCGUUGGAUCAGAAACCUGGAUGAUGAACUACAUGCUAUUAUAGCUGUGUUUUUGCCCAGGUUGAGCAUUGGCGUAUAUCAUUCAACUAUAUUGUUAAUGCUUUUUUAAUAUAACUCUUGCAUUAUGCUUAUUUUGCAGACAAUGUAUUUCAAAGGCAUUGAAGCAGGGAAGGUUCCCUAUUUUCCUCAUGCAGAUACUAUUAUCUAUUCCAUCUCUACAGCAAUUUGUUUCCAGGCAGCUGUCAUGGAAGUUCAGACCUUGCGACCAUCUUACUGGAAGUUCCUUUUAAGGCUCACCAAGGGCAGAUUUGCUGUCAUGAAUCGAAAAGCCCUGGAUGUUUUUGGUACUGGUGCAUCUAAACACUUUCAGGGUUUCGUCCCCAGAUUGGAUCCAAGAUAUACAGUUGUAAAACCGGAGUUGCCGAUAGAGUUUUCAUGAAGAUGGCUAUAAUUUAUUAAUGUGACUAUAUUUCAUCAUUAUAUCCUGAAGAGUUAAUUAUGUUGAAUACAAAGAAGGGGGCCCAGCUCAAACUUCAGUGUUAUUUCAAUGAGAGAUGCUUUUUUGUUUUGUUUUGUUUUUCUUACCAAUCAGAAAUACAGAAGCUUUUUAGGAAGGUGUUGCUUAAUAAUUAAGCUUCCUCUGUAGCCAGAAUCUGAUUCUGGAUCUCUGUAGUGGUUGACAUUGUGAUAUAUUAUUGAUUAAAUUAUGUCCACGAAUGAUAUUGAAUUAUCUAUAUAGAAAUGUAAUAACAAGAGUACACUUAAAAUUACUUAAAAGGGUCUUUAGUUCAUUCCAAUAUAAUUCUUGGUUUAAACUAAGAAUAUUUCUCAUUUUAGGAUUUACAAAGGAUCACGGGUAUGUGGAUUUGGUCUGUGAUUAUUUUUAAGUUUUGAAUUGGUAUUUGUAGUAGUAGAAUGUUAUAGAUUUGAAGGAAUUCUCCAUAUACAAUGCUGCUUUAGUAUAGAGCAAUGUAAUUGGAGAAAAGUGGCCAUUCUUACUUCAGGGAUGCAAAGAUGGGUUUUAUACCAUUGGGGUAAAUGUCGUGGUAUCCAUGCUCUUUUUUCAACUAGUAACACCAUCUCUCUCCAUGACCAGUAGGGCUGUUUAGCAGCCCAGUAAACCUACAUACUAAUGGCAGGUUAGGAACAAAUGAAAAUUUACACAUGUGUUUUAAUCUUUUACAAUAGCAUUACACUUGAAUAUUUAAAAACAAAUAUUUAAAAACAAAUCUUUUAAACCUCCUAUAGAUAUAUUGUGUUUGUUGUCAUUUAUAGAGGCUGAAUUGUUUAUAACUCAGUUUGUACGCCAUUGUUUUAGAAAGGAUCAAAAUCCUAUGGAACAAAAGAAGUUUUGCGAAGUUUAGCAGUGUUUUACCCUGUCAACUGUUUCACUUAAAUAAUAGAUGUUUUACAACUAAAACAACAUAAAAUUCCAGCAGUUGUUUAAAAGUUUUUCAUCACUAAUUUAAUUCAUGUUCCUCAACUUCAUUUUCAGAAACCACUGUCAUCCUUUUUACUCUAGAAUAAAGAAGUGACAAAAUGUAGUCACUUUCUCUUGAAGAAAGUUGUUCAGACAACUGAUGAUGAACAUAUGAUCGCUAUUUACAGUUUUUCAGGGAAAAGUUUUACUUUUCUAAGAUAAUAAAAGGCUUAAAGUGAUUGUGAUGUCUACAGGGAAUGUAAAAUCUAGGAGUGAUGCUAUUUUUGGAAUGUAAUUUUGUUACUAAAAAGUUUUUAGUCCAUGGUAAAUCAUGCAGUAGAAUUUGUGUUACAAAAGGGAUUUUAAUCCAAAGGUUAAAAAAUGCAUAAUCCCCAAUAUUAAAUUUUAUUAAGGCUUGUAUUAGUUCUGUUUUUAUGUCAUCUUGUCUUUUGUUGUUAUAACAAAUUGAAACCCAACAAAAAGGUAGAUUCUAGUACUGUGGUAACAGAGAGUCACUUUAAUUGGGUCAAAAUUUUUCAUUGUGAAUAACUUUUUAGAGUAGACUUGCCAUUUGGCAAUACUGUUAAGGGAUCAUUUUGGUUUCAGACUUCAAAAUUGAUUAAUGUAGUUUUAAGUUUUUAUUGACUGGAAUCAAAAUGAUGAUUGGUACUAUGUUUACUUUUUAAACAUGAAGUAUUAAAGCACUGAGAAGCACCAGCAUGCACCUCAUUUUCCCUGUUCAGGAUUUAUGUUUGUUAUAUUUUUCCUAUCAGGUUAAACAUAGACAUUUAAAUCCAUAAGUUGUUAUUUUCAUUGCCAUUAAAAAGCUAUCAUAUUGAAAAACACAUUCUAUUGAAAUUUUCUAUGAUUGUUUAGCAGAAUUUUGCUGGUUAAGGUGCAUUUCUGCAAUAUAUAUGUAUAUGUAUACAUAUAUCAAUAAAUUGCAAUCAUAUUUUUAUUUUAUAUAAAAUGUAAAACAAAAUAACCAUCCUGAAGCAGAAUAUAGUGGUGAAUGUAUAGAUUGAAUGAAUGGUUAACUAAUUUGCAGUGGGGAAUCAAGAAUCAAGAAGUCCAGUUUGAUUCCACUAUGGCAGAUUGCAAAGUAUACUUGUUCAAGCAAACACAAAGAAACUUUGUGUUCCUGAAGACAAUUAAAAUGUCUUUCUACCUCUAACUAAUCAGGUAUUGAUUGACAAUGUAUUGGCAUCUUAAAUAAAGUCAAAUAGACCUCUCCAUUCCAAAAUGUGUUUUUAUUUUUAAAAUCAUUUAAAUUCCCAAGAAAUCAUGUCCAAAUAAAUUUCCACCAGACUGAUAGCAGUAAACAAUAUGCUUGUUAGUCUUUCCAAUAUGUUUACGUAGAGUGAAGAAUAGUGCAUCUGGAGCAGUAGUAAAAUGGUCAUUUCAUUGCUAUUCCCCGUAUUAAUAAAAUCCUAUAACUUGUACCAACUAAGUAAAGAUUGAGGUUGCAAGAUAGUUGUCUUGAAUCUGUUAGAUUUGUACAACUUUUUCAUCAGAUAGUUUUUGUGUCCAUUCUGAAACAUUUCUGAAAUAAUAUCUUUGGUUCUGUUAUCUUUUUUUUCAUGAAUUCUUAUUGGAUUCUGUAACUUUUUUCUUGCUCUAUUAACAUAUAUAUCACUCAAUUUACAUCUACUUUAUUAUUUUUACUUUUUUGCUAUUGUUUAGUCAGUUGUUAUUUAAUUUAUAAUUUUGUUAUUCUUUACUCUCAGAUUUUGUAAUUUACUUUUACCAAGAACAAAUACGUAUUUUGUGAUGGAACUCACUUUGGGUAUUUGUCAUAUUUUCUGGAAUACACACAUCCUUGUAGAUUAUGUCUAGGCUAACAUUUGAUUUAGAUGAUAAUGCUGACAAAAAAUAAAAUGUUUAUGCUUGGAUUUCA
Molecule: messenger RNA, 3973 nt
Organism: Ictidomys tridecemlineatus (thirteen-lined ground squirrel)
Lineage: Eukaryota; Metazoa; Chordata; Mammalia; Rodentia; Sciuridae
Source: RefSeq, a predicted model, not a curated record